AUGGAGCCAGAUUGGGCAAAUUUAGAAGCAUGUCCUCUUAGUUUAAUUCUUGACAAAUUAGAAGAAAAAAUUGAUCAUCUUUGGUUUAGUGCUGUUUGCAAAAAUUGGCAAUUAAUUGCAAAGCUCAACCAUCAAAAUCAUGAAUUCAAGAUCAACACAAUACCCAUGCUAAUAGUACCAACAGAAUCAUUACAACAAGCAGCUGCUUCUUUCACUGAGAAGAAUGGAUUGUUUGGAAUUUCAAACAAAAGAUUGUACCCUUUUCAAUUUCAAUUAGGUCUUAUUAAACCUAAACUUCGUAUAUGUGGUUCUAGUCAUGGUUGGCUUGCGUUGGCAGAUGACUCUAAAUCUAUCAUAAUACUAAUGAAUCCUUUUAAGGAUAUACCUCACAUUAUUCUUCCACCCAUCAAUAGAGUUUAUAAGAUCACUUUGUCUGCUGACCCUACUGAAAGUCCAAAUGAUUAUGUAGUUGCAGCCAUUUAUGGCAACAACGGCGGUGAUCUUGCAUUCAUUAGAAGAGGUCAAAAAAGUUGGACUUAUAUCGAUAUAUUGGAACCUUCAUUUAUUGAUGUAAUAUUUUAUAAGGGUCUAUUAUUUGCUCUUAGUAUUCACCGUGAGAUUGUAUCUAUUAAUAUUUGUGUUUCAAAUGAUCUUUUACAUAACAAGAGGAUAAAUCCAAAUGUUAUUUUACCAGAAAAGGUUGAUGAAGGUUUUUUACAAGAUAAAUUUCUUGUGAAAUCAUUGAAUGAAGAACUAUGGAUGGUGAGAAGGUGUACCUUGAGUAAGAAAAUAUAUCAUGUAUACAAAUUGAAACUAGAUGCAAAGAGUGAAAAGCUUGAAGACAUAUAUAAACUUAAGAGUUUGGGAGAUAAUAUUUUAUUUUUGGGAAAAGGUGAUUCGAUUGCAGUCUCAGCCUCAUAUUUCUCAAAGUCUUUGGAAAGAGAUUCAAUUUACUUUGAUGAUUAUUUGAAGAUCUAUAAUAUGAAGACUGGAAAAUCUAGAUGUCAUAGUCCUUAUGGAAGCUACACUUUUUGGAUUCUGCCACAUUUUCAAUGGGAUUGA
Messenger RNA from Vicia villosa (hairy vetch), 1062 nucleotides. RefSeq names its product putative F-box protein At5g55150. The record is from RefSeq and is a predicted model, not a curated record. Lineage: Eukaryota; Viridiplantae; Streptophyta; Magnoliopsida; Fabales; Fabaceae. Bases 1 to 1062 code for a protein of 353 amino acids. The transcript has a single exon.